This is a messenger RNA of Microstroma glucosiphilum, 472 nucleotides long. RefSeq names its product defender against death DAD protein. Gene Ontology annotation, biological process: protein N-linked glycosylation. Gene Ontology annotation, cellular component: oligosaccharyltransferase complex; membrane. The coding region runs from base 21 to 461 and encodes 146 amino acids. Lineage: Eukaryota; Fungi; Basidiomycota; Exobasidiomycetes; Microstromatales; Microstromataceae. The record is from RefSeq and is a predicted model, not a curated record. The transcript has 3 exons.
CACGACCAACUCCACACGCCAUGUCCGCCCGUAAACCCCCAGCAGCAAGGACACAAUCUGGCCAAGCAUCGUCGUCAUCCUCCUCCUCCAGCCCAGCCAUCUCCGGCAAGGUCUCUUCUGCAGCAUCCUCCAACAACAACCCCAUUCCCGCACUCUACAAGGCCUACUCUGAAUCCACUCCUCCUAGACACAAGCUCAUCGAUGCCUUCCUCGUAUUCUACAUCGUGGCAGGAGUGAUCAUCUUUGCUCAUGGCUUGCUCGUGACCACUUUCCCUUUCAAUAGCUGGAUUGCUGCUUUCAUCUCCACCGCUGGUCAAUUUGUCCUCCUCGCUUCUCUCCGUAUCCAAACUACUCCUACAAACCAAGGUGAUUUCCCCAAGAUUUCACCAGAGAGGGCAUUUGUAGAUUUCCUCUUUGCGAGUGUUAUACUGCACUUUUUCGUGGUGAAUUAUUUGCAGUAGAGAGUAGAGAG